Phytophthora sojae is the source of this 1821-nucleotide messenger RNA. RefSeq lists its product as hypothetical. The record is from RefSeq and is a predicted model, not a curated record. Gene Ontology annotation, biological process: regulation of DNA-templated transcription. Gene Ontology annotation, molecular function: zinc ion binding; sequence-specific DNA binding. Lineage: Eukaryota; Oomycota; Peronosporomycetes; Peronosporales; Peronosporaceae. The transcript has a single exon. The coding region runs from base 1 to 1821 and encodes 606 amino acids.
AUGUCCUCUUCGACUUCAGUCCCGGCCAAGCAUGCGUCGCGCCCGUUCCGCGUGGGCAGCGACGGCCUGCCGCUGCUGCCGUGCCACGACGCGCGCGUGACCGUCGCCUUCGCCGAGGCCGCGCGCGCUCCGCCGCCGCCGCGCGCCGUGUCCGCGUUCGGCAGCGUGGACAGCCCCGCGGCCGUGCGCCGGCAGCUCGAGGCGCUGUACGCGCGCACGCAGCAGCUGCCGGCGCUGAGCGAGGCCACGCUGCGCGCCGACACGGAGCUGGAGCUGCUGCGCCGCCGCUGCUUCGCGCAGCGCAACGCGCAGUGGGGCUACACGACGCCCGACCAGCUCGAGUUCCGCCCGCAGCCGCACGCGCAGUGGACGCCGCAGCCCGCCAACGCCAAGCUGGCGCUGCGCCAGGCCAAGAUCGACGGCGCGCUGGACAAGGAGCUCGCGUUCUCGGCCGCGGACGGUGCGCGCGGCCGGGACCAGCCGCUGCAGCCCGUGCGCGACCGGCCCUGGCCGCCGGUCGAGUUCGCGCUCAAGACGGUGGCCAAGCCAGCGCGCGGCCGCGGCGGCAAGCGCAAGGCGGCGCCCAUGGCCGCCGUGCUGGACCCCGUGCCGCUGCUGGCCAGGACGUGUCGCGAGUGCGGCACGCAGUCCACGCCGCUGUGGCGCUCGCAGACCCAGGAGCAGACGCCGGCGGAUGCGCAGCAGCAGGCGCAGGCCGUGGCACCGACACCGACACCAGUGUCGGCGCAGCAGAAGCUGGAUCUUUGUCUCAGGUGCUACUUGAAGCUGGAGCGAGCUGACCUGUUCGACAAGAAGCGCGUCGAGAAGAGGCGCGAGGAGCGGCGCAAGAAGGAGCAGGCGGCGGCCGCCGCGUUGCAGGAGAAGAAGCGGCUGAAGCACCAGAUCCACGCGCUCAAGAAGCAGCAGAAGGAGCACAAGAAGCAGGAGGCGGUGGAUGACGAGCAACUGAUGGAGCAGGUGCCGCGAGAGCAGCAGCAGGAGGAGGAAGCGCCAGUGAUUCUCAAGUUCACGAGGGAGGAGAUCGAGGCGGCCACGGGCUCCUCAAAGGAGCGGAAGAAGGACCGCAAGCACAGUCGCAAGGACAAGAAGAAGAAAAAGAAGAAGCAUCGACGCAAGCACGAGCUGGAGGUGGAGUCGGACAGUGACGGCCCCACGCCGAUCCCGUCGCCUGCGCAGAUGAAUGGCUUCGUGUACGCAGAUCGCGCCCCGGAGCCGUACACGACACCGCAGACUUCGGCAUUCACGGUGGACCAUGCAGAGUCGGCAAAGCGUACAGAAGCGAUGGUGGUUGAGACGGAGCCCGAGGCGUUGGACGACAGCGAUGAUCGCGGAUUCAAUGAAGAAGACGACAUGUCGUCCACGCCUGCGAGGUCCUCUCGGAAGCGGAAGAGCGUGCAACGAGCUGAGCCUGUUGCGAUAGAGGAGUCGCCCUCGUCCGCUUCGAAGAAGCGCAAGACGUCGUCCUCACGGUCAUCGCGGUCGAAGCGCUCAGCGGCGAGUGCUCCGCUUGCUCCUGCGGUGGUUGCCGUGCCUCCAGCUCCCAUUGUGAAGAAGCGCGCUCGCACGAAGAAGGAGCUGGCACGCGAACGCGAGCUGCGUGCUCUGGGCCAGUACUGUCCGGUUUGCAGCGAAGUCUACGAGGACGACGACCAGAGCACCUUUGUAUGCUGCGAUUCGUGCGAGCUCUGGGUGCACGGAGCUUGCGAUCCGAGUCUAACUCCGUACGUUGCGGUCAAGAUUGAUAGGGCUACUACUCUGAUAUCUAACACUUGUGUUUGUUUUAUGCCUGCAGGGAGCUGA